Molecule: messenger RNA, 2750 nt
Organism: Chelmon rostratus (copperband butterflyfish)
Lineage: Eukaryota; Metazoa; Chordata; Actinopteri; Chaetodontiformes; Chaetodontidae
Exons: 5
Coding region: 540-1232 (230 amino acids)
Source: RefSeq, a predicted model, not a curated record
UGAGCAGAGUGAGGAUACACAGAGUGGCCAGAGGGAGAGACAGAGAAGAGGAGGCCAGUGUCUCUCCCGCUUUAUCCAUUAACCAGUUUCGAGGGAGAGAGGAGUGACUCAAAUUAGGUUGUUCAGGAAAAUUCUAGGUCAGUAGUGAGAGGGGAAAAGGGAAAGAGACAUAGCAAAAAAAAAAAAAAAACAACAACAAACAAAAAAAAAGCUUUCAGAGAAAAAGGCUGCAGCCAUUCAGGCUUAAGUGGGAAAAUCCAAAGUGAGAGAGCAGGAUGGCGUGAGAGGAUAAAUGAGGCGGUUUUUUGGAAAGUACCAAAGGAACCCAAAAGGAAGGAAUGUAUGAGGGAUGUCCACAAGAGGACUAAAUAUCAGGCCGUGAAGGAGAAGACACAGCAGCGUCCUCUGUGUCAAAGACCUCAAGAAACCACAGAGGAGGAAACUUUGCCUUUCACAGACUGACACUGAAACCCUUCUGCAGAGUGAUUGCCGUCAACAAGAGAAAUGGAGAAGUGUCCAUUCUCAGAAAGAUAAAAAGGAUGUCACUGCCAGUUUUGCUGUUGCUAUCACUCUUGACUGUCCAAUGUGGUGGAUGUGACUUUGACUGGGAAGGUGUGAAAAACAUUAAAACGACUAUCGACUCCAAUCCAACUGGAUUUCGGACAGUAUUUCCUAAAGAUUACUAUGUAGUGCACCACUACACAAGAAGCAUGCUCUGUGACACUGAUCCGUGCUGUGUGUUCCCUGCUGCGGUGGUCCUCCUGGAUUCCUGGCAUGUGCUUCUCAGAAACCUCUGGGAUGAGCACCUAAAUCACUCCUUAAUCCUCGAUCUAAAGCAGACACUGGAUAAAAUUGUAAGGAAGAACAAAAAUACAGAGAGGUUCCAAGAGGAGACGGACCUGGCCCAAUUCUCCCCAUUAUCUUCCUCUCCCGAGGAACUGCUCAACCUGACGUCAGAACUUUUCACUCAGUGGCUCAAGGUUGCGUGCUUGCCUUCCAUCAAAACUUGCGCCCUGCCCUCUCUGCCCCCCCCUGUUGAGAGGAAGGACUACGGUCCAUCGAGGGCCAGACUCUUGACCACCAGAGCUAUCAGCGGCGAGGAGGAAUUACAGCCUGACAAGAUGAUAGACAUUACAUCGCCGCCGUCCAGCAGUGGUCCCCCGUCCUUAUCGCUUCAUGCUUCUGUCUGGAGCCCCUUGCUAUUCAGACUCUACUGGUGGUUGUUGCCAUAGUAACUAAAAAGGGUCUUUUUGAUGAUGCACACAAAAUGCAAGACAUUUCCUGGCACUGAAUGUUUGUUUUCUUAUAUUUGUGUUAAUGUGUUUUAAUGCAGUAAGCUUUGUUAAUUUGAAGUGACAAGCACAGGUUGCAUUUAAUGUCCAAAGUUAGCUCACAUAGCUAAGUUCACUGUCCAACAGUGACCCUGUAACAACUGAUAUCACACAUAUAAACAUAUAGCCAUCCUCUCUAGAGCAAGCCAUGUGCUCCAGCUAGCUAUGCUCUUUAUGCUAACAAUGCUGAGCAAGCCAAUGCACAUAAGCCAUUGUCUAUUGAUGUGGAAUUCAUCACUGUUUACAAUGAAUGUUGUGUAAAUGUAAGAUAUUACAGUCUAUGGGCGUUUACUUUUGUACAUAACUGUAAAUUAAAGACAUUUAGAUAUAUGCAUUGUUAGUUUUUGGUUUAACUUACCAGGAUAUACUAUCCCCAAAGUUGUAAGCUAUAUUUAUUGUGCUGUUUGUCAUCAGAGAUGGAAAGUAACUAAGUCUAUGUAAUCAAAUACUGUGCUUAAGUACAAUUUUGAGAUACUUGUACAUACUUUCCUGGAGUAUUUCCAUUUUAUUCUACUUUAUAUUUCUAGUCCACUAGAUUUCAGAGGAAAAUAUUGUACUUUUUAUGCAGCUAUAUUAAUCUGACAGCUGGAGUUAUUUCUUACUUUACAGAUGUGUUGCAUUGUAAGAAAUUUAACUACACAACAAUUCAUUAAAGGACCAGUGUGUAGGAUUUAGUGACAUCUAGCCUUUGCCUCACCCUCCCCUUCCAAGUGUGUACUAGAACCUAAGGUGGCUGCGAGACUUGUGCGAGGUGUUGUCUUGACUCAGUGUUUCAUUUUUUGUUGUGGGCUACUGUUGAAACACGGCAACGCAACAUGGCGGACUGCAUGGAAGAGGACCUUACGAAUUGGUUCACCCUAACCCUAACCAAUCAUCACUCCUCAUGCCUAAACCCAACCAACCCAACCACAAAGGCAACAAGUACUAGCCAAUCAGAGGCAGAGUGUGGCAGGUCAUAGCUUCACCAUAUAGGUUUUGUAAUUUCCCUCUCAAGAUAUAAAAAAAACUCAUCCAAGGUUAUGAAAAUAUAAUGAUUCUUGUUUUCACAUGAUUACACUAAUGAAAUAGGCUAUUAUUUUCAAUUUCUGACAAAACAGAUCCCCCUAAAUCUUACACAGUGGUCCUUUAAGUCAUUAAAAUUAGCUCUCUGGCAUUAUUGCAUUAACAAAUCUAAUCUAUCAGAAUUAUAAUGCAUUCAGUACUUCAAUACCUUUGCUAACAAUACUCCUACUUUUACUUAAGUAUGCCUUUGAAUGCAGAACUUUUAUUUAGUAUUUUUACAGGGCAUUGCUAUUUUUGCUUCAGUAAAAAAUCAGAGUAUAUCCUCCACUAGUGUUUGUCACUAAGACCACUUACAUACUUGUAUUUCUGUCAAUUCUGCUAAGAGAGAUUAAAUUUUAUUUAUGAUUUUGCAUUGCA